CGUACGCAUGCGCGGUGGAGGAGAGGGGGCGAGCGUGUAUGUGAAAGUUUGCUCGGACUAAGUUCGGAGUUAUGGAUUAUAUUCAUUUUUAACAAAGAGAAAAGUUCAUCACCACCGUCUGCUGGAGAAAACAUCGUCACACCGACACACAGACAGACAGACAGGCAGAGAGACAGACAGGCUCAGACAGAGACAGGCAGAAAGAGAGAGAGACACAGCGACGCUCUGACGUCCAGGCGGAGACAUCGGGAAGUCGCAUCGCUCCAAGCCGGGCUAAGGGGAGCGUCCGCCGGCAUGAAGAUCGAGUUUGCCCCGCUGAACAUUCCGCUGCGGAGGAGGCUGCAGACAGCCGCCGUCCUGCAGUGGACGUUCUCCUUCCUGGCUCUGGCUCAGUGCUGUCUGGCUGUCUUCAUCCUCCUGGCCCUCUCUGAUUGGUGGACGGUGGCCCUGCUGUAUGCUUGUUGGCUGUGGCUGGACUGGGACACGCCCACCUGUGGGGGUCGGAGGUCAGGAUGGGUCAGGAGCUGGACCAUCUGGGACUACUUCAGGGACUACUUCCCUAUAAGGCUGAUUAAAACUGCCGACCUGGAUCCAAAGAAAAACUACAUAUUUGGAUUUCAUCCUCAUGGGGUUCUUGUGGCAGGGGCGUUUGGUAACUUCUGUACGGAGUCGACCGGUUUCUCUCGUCUGUUUCCUGGACUCAGAUCUCACCUGCUGAUGCUGCCGUUCUGGUUCAGAGUCCCACUCUUCAGAGAAUACAUCAUGUGUGGAGGUCUGGUGUCGAGCUCUAAGUCCAGCCUGUCGUACCUGGUCAGCCGUCCCGAAGGAGGAAACGUCGCCGUCCUCGCGGUGGGCGGAGCUCCGGAGGCUCUGGACGCUCGACCAGGAGCUCUAACGCUGCAGGUGCAAAACAGGAAGGGCUUUAUCAAACUGGCUCUCAAACAUGGGGCUCAGCUGGUCCCAGUCUUUUCUUUUGGAGAAAACGAGUUGUUUGAUCAGAUGGAGAAUCCCGCCGGCUCUCCUCUCAGGACAUUGCAGAACCGUCUGCAGAGCAUCAUGGGAGUAGCGAUGCCUCUGUUUCACGCCAGAGGAGUUUUCCAGUACAACUUUGGCCUGAUGCCGUACAGGACGUCCAUUCACACCGUCGUGGGGAAGCCGAUCUCGGUCACCCAGACUCCCAGUCCCAGCAGUGAGGACAUCAACACUCUUCAUGAUGUUUACCUGCAGGGUCUGAGCGACCUGUUCGAGCAGCACAAAUGCGCCUACGGCCUCCGAGACGACCAGCACCUGACCUUCAAAUGACCCGCACGUGUCACCUGACAUGACCUGUAAACGAACUGUGAAUAAACGCCUGACCAUCACCCGA
Molecule: messenger RNA, 1366 nt
Organism: Scophthalmus maximus (turbot)
Lineage: Eukaryota; Metazoa; Chordata; Actinopteri; Pleuronectiformes; Scophthalmidae
Gene: mogat3a
Product: monoacylglycerol O-acyltransferase 3a
Exons: 9
Coding region: 295-1302 (335 amino acids)
Biological process (GO): triglyceride biosynthetic process
Cellular component (GO): endoplasmic reticulum membrane
Molecular function (GO): diacylglycerol O-acyltransferase activity
Source: RefSeq, a predicted model, not a curated record